UCGUUUGAAUGGUUGUUGUCGCGAAACUGAAAGUUUCAUCGUGCUUUGCGUAGGUGAGCUUGGCCUUUGCUCACCGGAACCAGUGCUGCGUCCCGUCGUCCAUUAGAAAAGAUAAGAAGAAAUGGGACCUCGCGACAAUGUGCUUCGCAGUAUCGUCGCAAUUCGUUGUUGACAAGUAGGCAGCCGGCGAGCGUGUAUCACAAUGGAAGCCUGCACGCCCACGCCCGGCAGUGUGGAGCCCGCAGAUGAGGAUGCACUUCAGGAGUUCGAAGACUACGAGGCCGUCAUGAGCGUGAUUCGCAAAGUCACGAAAGGUGGCCUCACCGAACGCGAGAUCGAACACUUGCUGGACACGUUUAAGGGAACUUUCGACAAGUAUCUCGAACAGCCGUACCUGUUGGACAGUCAUUUGAGGGAGAUCGUGCAGGCUCUAGUCAGCCCUGUGAAGUCUCCGAACUGCAGCGACGAUAUUCUGCACACUUGCAUGGCCUUUCUCGUCGUGGUGACCAAUGUUCGCGGAUACAAAGUGGUGGUUAACCACCUGCCUCACGAGCUGUCGGACAUUGAGCCUGUGCUUUCCCUGCUGGAGAGGAUGGCGCCAGACAGUUGGAAGUUGCGGCCGACAACGUAUAUGCUGCUGCUCUGGCUUGGCGUGCUGUCCAUGGUGCCUUUUCAACUAUCACGCCUCGACUCCGGAGAUGCAAAAAUGAAACCUGUGGCCCAAAGGAUAUUUGAUGUCAUAAAGGCCAACCUCACUGCCGUUGGUAAGGCAAACACUGCCUCCAGCUUUUUAAGCGCUCAUUUUAUUACACGUCCCGACAUCAAAGACUCCUACCUUGAUGACUUCAUGAUGUGGUUGCAGAAUCAAAUUGAUGCUGAAAAUAAGGUGACGACGACAAACAUGUUGUCGGCGCUCGCCAUGAUCUUCAAGCUCGCCAAGCGGGAGGUUGUCAUGAAGCACGCAAACAGCUUGAUGAGCCUGCUAACGAAGAAAAAGUUAUUUCAAAGCAGUAACAUAAUUAUUCAAAGGCUUGCAUUGAAGCUGUGUCAAAGAAUUGGCCUUUGCUUUCUUCCCGUAAACCUUGCCUCUUGGAGACACCUGAGAAGCAUAAAGCAGCUGUCAAAGAAUGUGCAAGAAAAUGGUCCCUUGUCAGAAGCAGCCUUCCCAGCUGCGCAGGAGAAUGGGGAAUUUGAUGUCCCAGAAAUCGUUGAAGAAGUCAUCGACAAGCUUUUGGAAGGCCUCGAAAAUUGCUCUAUCGAUGUCAGGUGGUCAGCUGCGAAAGGCAUAGGCCGUAUUGCAAGCAGGCUUCCAAGAGAGUUUGCCUCCGAGGUUGUCUCGUCAGUGUUCUCCACGUUUGAGAGGCAGGACAGCGAAAGUUCACUUCAUGGGGGAUGCCUCGCCCUCGCUGAAUUUGGACGCCGAGGCGCCCUGCUUCCCGAGCAGCUGCCUGAUGUGGUGGCUUCCGUACUGCCUUGCCUGACCUUUGAUGAGCAAUUGGGCAAGCAGUCCUUCGGAUGUAUAGUCCGUGACGCAGCCUGUUACGUCUGCUGGACUUUGAGUCGUUCGUAUGACCCCUGCCACCUGGCGCCUUUUGUAAGCGCUAUUGCUGGGGCACUUGUCUGCGUUACUCUGUUUGACAGGGAGGUGAUAUGCCGUCGUGCGGCUGCCGCUGCUUUCCAGGAAUGUGUGGGAAGACUUGGCACAUUUCCACAUGGCAUUGAUAUCAUCACUGUGGCCAACUAUUUCUCCUUGGCAAGAGUGCAGACCUGUUAUUUGAGCCUCAGCCUGCAGGUUGCCAAGUUCAUGGACUACACACAGCCCCUCAUUUUGCACCUCGUGGAGAAGAAGUCGGGUCACUGGGAUCCCAACAUAAGGACGCUCUGCUCGCAAGCGCUCUUCAAGCUCACCGUGGACGAUCCUGGCUUUGUGAGGCAGACCUGCAUGCCCAAGCUCUUGGCUGCAUUGCAUAGUCGAAACCUGAACAACAAGCUUGGAGCCUUGAUGUCUAUUGGGGAGGUCGUGCACUCCCUCUGUGAGCUGGGCGAGAAGAGGGGUGAAAGUGUCUACGAUGCCUUAGGUGAUAACACUGUAGAAGCACUGAAAGAGGUGGUCUCAAGCUAUGAGGAAAGCAAGGUGUUCCAGGGCCUUGGAGGAGACCCUAUGAAGGAAGCCUUUUGCUUGUUCAUAUGCAAGCUCUCUAUCGUCCAUUUUCCUGUCCACAAGUCGCGGCCUAUUCUUGAUAAGUGGCUGUCUGUGAUAAGCCGGUGCCUUCUUCGUGACGAACGCAGCCUGAGGGCCAAUGCCUGUGCGGCGUUGGCACCGUUCUUGGAAGAGUACUGCAAGGACGAGGACGCCAUCUGCGACACUCUUGUCACCGAGUACCUGGAAGGACUCAACUCGGGCACGGAAGGCGUCCGUUGCAACUUUGCACACGCACUUGGAUCCCUGCCAAGCUUUGUUUACAGGAAGUACUUCCAAGUGAUCCUUCGUGGACUUACGGCCAGAGCAACAGCAGAGGGCCGGGAGUACUCGGACUCAAAAACUGAGGCGGUGUUUUCCUUAGCACGUUUUUGCAUCUCGGUUGGGGUCGAGGAAGGAGGCGUGUCGCCGUCCCAGAUUGAAACCAUACUCGACAUCCUAAUCCAAGGAAUGGAUGACUACACGCACUGCCCAAAAAGAGGAGAUGCGGGAGCCAACGUCAGGAAAGCCUGCAUGACAUCAUUUAAGGACCUCAUCUGCUACCUUGCAUCGGUACGGCCCAGUGCCAUUCCCGAGGCACAGGUGUCCUCAAUGAUGUGCGCCUUAGCCCAACAGAGCGUGGAGCCUGUGGAUAACGUGUGCCGCCUGGCGAUAACAACUUUCAUUGAGCUGUUGUACAACACCCCAGAGAUUCCAUACAUCCCCCACCGAGAGGAAGCAUGCAAGAUCCUGCCUGAAAACCUGGGGAGCCUUAUCAACCUUCGGCACUCCAAUGAGACAUUCCCCUACUGGAGCCAGCUGCUGCCGCUCGACUCGUAUCGUGAACCCCUGCUCAAGGGAUUCCUCGUCAGUGUGGGCGGCAUGUCUGAGAACUUUUUCAUCACUGGCAAGAAAGCGCUGCUGUCGUUCCUCAGCACGGCCAAACAAGACCGCACCCUUGAAGAGUCUGUGUAUGGAUUCUUGGCCAGACUCCUCAGUGACGAAGCAUUCGUGAACAGGGCUCUGUCCAAGUACCUCAAAGCCCUGGACCACCUUGCAGUUUCUGGUGCCUUCACCGGGGUUCCGCCCGAAUUUGUCGAAGUGGUUCAGCAAGAUGCUUGGCUUAAAACAUACAGGUCGAAGUCCUUCCAGAAACUUGAAGCCAUCUCAAGCUUGCUUGCCACCUGGCUGCAGUUUGAAGGAGAUGUGAGGAAGAAAGUUCUCAUGAAGCUCUUCAGGCUUUUGCAGCAUCGUUGGAGCAAAGUGCGCAAGGCAACUGCACUCAGGCUGUGCGAAUCUCUCUUGCUAUACAUGGUAUUGGAAGAUGAAGAAAAGUUGGAAGAGGCGUGCAUACUUCUGUCCGAGACAGACUGGAAUGAGGGCGAUAUUGACACACCUGUAGAAAGGCUCAGGAAUCUGUUUGGACUGAAAAGCGAGAGCUAGUAAUGAAGUGUGCCCAUUAUGCAUCUUCUGGUGUAUACUGUAAUGCUUGCAAGGUUUUAUAUUUAUAUUUAGCGGUUAGCGGAAUUAAAUUUGAAAAGAUGUAGGAUCAUCGUGCGCAUUUCUUUUUUUUUUUUUUUACGAGCUGCUCACUUUGUGUUGCAUUUAUCACCGUGCUCUUCCUGUGUUUCGUGUAGGCUUGGGCAAAUAUACAUUUUCGAAUAUUCAUCACAUAAAUACUGCGCUAUUCAGUAUUCACUUCAAUUCGAACUUCAGCAUUCUUAAUUUUCUAUGUGUCCUGAACCGGUGAUCUUAAAUUACAAAACAGGUAUGAUAAGCAGAUCCUGUGUUUAAAUCGCAUUGCCAUUGAUGCAGCUCAAAGCCAAGACAAGCCUUAAACAUAGAAUUUGAUUAUAGUCGCCAACCGAUUUUUCGAACUUGCCCGAUUAUUAGAACAUCCCUGCGUCUAGUUAGUUUCUUCAUUCUUGCAGCCCUGCCCCCUCUUUAUUAACGGCGACCAAAGUUUUGGACCGGAUCCACGUUCACAAUGGUGGAAAAAUGGCGGUCGUGAUGAAAGUUGGCACCAGUCAGGUUGACCUCCAUACACUUUCUUUUGCCACCCUCUGUGGUGACUUGGUGGCUAUGGCAUUGCACUACUAAGCACGAGGUCACGAGAUCAAAUCCCGGCUGCCGUGGCCGCAUUUCGACGGUGGCGAAAUGCGAAAAAUGCCUAUGUCUUGUGCAUCGGGGGCACGUAAAGGACCCCUUACUAAGUCAAAAUUAAUCCAAGUCUCCCACUAUGGCAUGCCUCAUAAUCAAAUCGUGGUUUUGGCAUUUACAACCCUGGAAUUCAGUUCACUUGUUUUUGUCAGUGAGAUGACAUCUCAACCUUCUGAGAGCCAUACAUAUGGCCACGGCAAAUGGAUGUACAUCCACUUUGUCAAAAUAAUUAGGCAAAUAGAAUGUUCGUUUGCAGCAUGCUAACAAACCUGUCAUUGAACACCAUGUUACUUGCAUCAAUACAAGCUGGCUAAUUGUAUAGCUCAGCGUAUGUAGACAUGUAAGGAACAAGCAGUGUAAUUGACCGAGAGCUUACUUGUUUUGUAUUGUAGUAGCCAACGACUAUCUUCUGGGUUCCCUUUAAGAGUAGACGUGCACUCCUACUGUAGCAAUGGGUCCAGCCUAGCCUAUGCUUCGGUGAUGAUGAAAAUGACGGUUCAGUGCCGGUUAGCAGAUGGUGUUGAGCCUUCUGUCUUGUUGCAGAAUGCUUCAAUUUUAUUGUCAUGCCUCUGGAAUGCUAAACAAAACAAGCACGCCUGGCUUUCUUUAUUCCAGGUAACACUCUAUGUGUGAAAAUUCAACAAAAAAUUUAUCGAAUGUCUUCUAUAGAAAAGUUCAUGAGCAGUACACAACAGAAGUUUAACUGUCAUUAUGGUGGCUCCGUGACUUGAAUCAAUAAUACCUGAAUAGGUCCUCAGCCAAAGUUUUUGUAAUGGAAUCGUGUUCAUAAGGUCUAGCAACGCUAGUUAGGCCUAAGCAUAGGGGAUGUUGAUAUGUUCGUACAAGAGAGUCAUCAGCGAUUGCAUUCAUGUGCUAUGUUAUACUAAGGGCUGUAGAAGCGACAUUCAGGUCCCUGGUUGACCAGCCGACUACAGUGAGUGUACCUGCCAAGUUCAUAUGUAUGCUUAUUGGAUGGAAUGGGUUAAUCCUGCAUGUAUACUUAGGAAACACCAAUCUGAAUUUGCGCAAUGCAGCCUGAACUCCGGCUGUCAUAUCAACAAGAUUGCCUGCGGCAUUUGUAAGUUGCAACACAACGGGCAAAUGCAAAAUGCCUCCGCUGGCUGGACAGUCAAUAAAUUUAAAGUACUGAACCACAACACUGAGCAAGUGUUGGGGAAACAAAUAUUGUGUAUUUUUGGCAUUGUAAAAAAAUGUUGACAUUUUUUUAUAAGCAUGUCUUGGGGGGGGGGGGUGAAUAGUAGCACAAUGCAUACAACAAACCAUUUCCCAAGUUGAAACUCUUCACAACUUAGCAAGCAAAGCCCUUCUGCGUCUUUUUCCUUGGGAUCUGUCCACUCUGGAUGUUAAGUCGAAGGUUUAUGCAAGUCCGGCACAUAGUUGAACUACUCACUUCAAAAUUCAACAAUAUUACUGUUCAUAUUCGCUUCGAACCAAAUCAUUGACAUUUGUGCAAGCCUAGUUUCGCGACAUCACAACCUAUUAUUUUGCACUAAUAUAUAUUUUUUGAGUACUGGUCAUGCCUCUGUGUCAUCCUAAUGCCAAGUGUGCAUAUUUCAAACUGUGAGCUGGGUUCGCAGUGGUUUGCUAUUAUACACAUUUAUAUAUUGCACAGUAGAUUGAACACAUUGUGAUUGAAAUAAAGUACUGCAUGAUGUCA
Molecule: messenger RNA, 6017 nt
Organism: Dermacentor albipictus
Lineage: Eukaryota; Metazoa; Arthropoda; Arachnida; Ixodida; Ixodidae
Source: RefSeq, a predicted model, not a curated record